AUGAACUCCAAGCCCUUGGCAAUGAAAGAAUCAACAACGCCCGGCGUCGGUGGUGGUGGUCCGCCUCCGCAAUUGUUAUUCCCGUCGCUGCUUUCUAGUGGGUCUGCGGCCCUGGACGUGAGUAAGCCCAUGGUCACUGGGAAUUUCAUCAAUCAAAACAAUAGCAAUAGCAAUAAUAAUGGUAAUGGUGGUGAGGCGAUUUCUCUUGCGGGAGUGACGUAUUCAAAAGGGGAGAAUAUCAUUGGUGACGAUAGUAGUGAUGAUGAGGAGGAGGAGGAGGAGGAGGAGGAGGUGGUAGUAAUUGGUGAUGGUGGAGGAGUAAAUCAAAUCAUGGAAAAGUUAACAAUUAAUGAGAUGGAUAAUGGUCGAGCUAUGGAAAAACUGGCAAUCAAUGAGCUAGAUAUGGAAAAUUUUGCAAUUAAUAAAACAGAUCUGCAAAAAUUUGCCCCCAACGCGGAGGAGAAACUUCAAGAAACCCUUGAUCCUUUAGUUUCUAUUCCUGUUUCGGACCAUCGAAAGGGUUUGGUGGAACUUGACGAUUCGAAAAUGCUGGACAACGUGGAUGGAAAUUCGAAUGUCAUGGCCGAUGGGAAUACAAUUCUCAAAGUUGAAGACAAAGGAAAAGAAAAAAUAGAACAAACAAAUGAUGAAGUGACAAUAGAAGAGGACAAGGACAAGGACAAGGUUGAACAACUCCAGACGAUAAGAAAAUCAUCAAUCACCACGGAAUCCAAAGAAUAUAUCAUCAAUCGAGUCCAAGUGCCUUUGAAAUCGAAAGAGGAUUUGGAGUUGCAAAAACAACGGAUCCAAGAAACGAAAUUGAAAAAUGAUCACGACCGGACAAAGUUGAAUAAGAAAGACCCUAAUAAUUUACCGUUUGAUUUCCAGCGAUUCUUAACCUAUUUGAAAAGUAAAAGCGCCGAGUCGAUCGUGAAAUAUUUGAAAUCGUUCAUGAUCGCGUUUAGUAAAAAAAACUGGCAGAUUUCCGAACAGGUGAAAUUGAUCAAUGAUUUCAAGAACUUCAUUUAUGAUAAGAUGGCGGGAGUAGUACCGUUUGUCAACAUGAAAGAAACGGAAUUUAUUAAUUGUCAAGAGGGCAUGGAGAAAUUGAUCAUGAAUCGUUUGUACGACCAGGUUUUUUCCCCGGUGAUCCAAGGAGAUAAAUUGACAAAUUCCCACCGUGAGGAUAAUAAAAAAGAUGAAUUGUUGACGAACCAAGUGUUGCGAUUUAGCUGGAUCACCAACCGACAUUUGGACUUGGAGGAUGGGUUCAUCAUGGCGGGAGAGACGUUUGUUCAGAUGGCGAUCGCCGAAUUGAUCAAGAUCAACAAUUACCGAUCCCCAAGGGACAAGAUCAUUUGUAUUUUGAAUUGUUGUAAAGUGAUUUUCGCAAUGCUCAAGAACUCCUGCAAACCCACCAGUGCCGACGAUUUCAUCCCCACUUUAAUUUAUGUGGUGUUGAAAACCGACGAAGAUUUACGAUUGAAUUCCAACGUUAGUUACAUUGAACGGUUCAGAAAUGAGGACGGGUUGGCAGGCGAGGUCAGUUACUACUUGAGCAGUUUCUGGGCGGUGAUUGGGUUCAUUGAAAACUUGAACAAAGAGAGUUUAUCAAUUACCCAAGAAGAGUGGGAUAGUCAUAUGAGACCAUUUGAAGAGACCAACAAGAACGAAUUGGCGGACCUUGAACUUUCAAAACAAAACAAACCGACGAAAAACACCGAUAGCGAGCCGAAAAAAACUAAUGAACCCGCGGUUAAUGGGGGGUCGUUGAUCGAUCCUGAAGCCGUUAAGAAUUCGUUAUCUCCAUCAUCGAUCCCCAUUAGUCAGAUUUUUUCGCCGUUCCAAUCGAUUCAAUCGUUCUUUCAAAAUGUCACCGAUGAUAAUAGUAGCCCUAAUAAAUCUUUUCUUGAUGAAGUCAGUGAUGCUAAUAGCCCGGGAAAUAGACCUGUCAUAAAAACGACGACAACGACCACCACCAAAUCAUCAACACAAGAGACAGACCAUAGAGAUUCUCAACUUGCCCAAUCGCAGAAAAAAUCCCAAGAAGAGUAUCUUGCUAAACAAGCGUUUGAAAAACAGGUCCUUGAGUUGACCGAACAAUUACAGGGGAUGUUUCCUUUGCUAGAUAAGGAAAUCAUCAAAGAUAUUGUGAUUAUGAAUAAGGCAAGGGUCACAGAAUGUGUGGACGUUUGUUUGAAUCUUACAGGGGCUACGUAG
Saccharomycopsis crataegensis is the source of this 2220-nucleotide messenger RNA. RefSeq names its product guanine nucleotide exchange factor VPS9. The record is from RefSeq and is a predicted model, not a curated record. Gene Ontology annotation, cellular component: endocytic vesicle; cytosol. The coding region runs from base 1 to 2220 and encodes 739 amino acids. NCBI's taxonomy places the organism in Eukaryota, Fungi, Ascomycota, Saccharomycetes, Ascoideales, Saccharomycopsidaceae. The transcript has a single exon. Gene Ontology annotation, biological process: vesicle-mediated transport. Gene Ontology annotation, molecular function: ubiquitin binding; small GTPase binding; guanyl-nucleotide exchange factor activity.